AUGCAGCCCGCAGUUGAAAGUGCAGUCACGCGCCUUCUAGUCUCCAUCAAGCAACUCCUCGAGUCGCUCACCAAAUGGAGUCAAAGAGAAGUCGACGAAGCGUUCAUCAGCGAUGUAUACGUCCGUCUAGGGAAUGACUUCAACGGUGCGGUAGCGGCCUUCGCUAUGUAUAGGAUUGAAAUGACCGAGCUCAUGGCUGUGCCGGAAGAGCUGCGCGGCGUGCUUGAGACGUGCCUCUCAGAAGAGGCGUCAAAGGAGACACUAGACCAGUAUCUUCCGAAGGUGCGCAGCAUCAUCACCGACCUCCUACAAGGUCUGCGGCAAAAGCAGUCCAUGUAUCGGCGGAUUGUCUCAGACGGUCGGCACCGCUCGUCUGGAACGGAAGGCGGCAGCGACCGCGAUAGCAAGUCAUCACGGGUAGACAGGUCCUCGAGGAGACAAGCAGAGCUUGCGGUCACGAACGGGGAAGGUUCUGAGAGUUCACGGUCAGGCGACAUCCGCAGGAGUACGCCGUCAGGCAGGCGAAAAGAGGUACCUUCCGUGCAGGCAGUGGCAGCGAACGAAGGGACGGCCCCUCGAUCAUCAACGCCAGUACAAGCUCUUCCUCGCUCCUCAACACCAGUCCAGCCCCGUCCUCAACUCGCUGCCGCUCAGUCAUAUCCUAGUCCUCGUAUCGUCCCCUCAGAGAUCAGCGAACCAACGCCCUCUCGCGCACGCUCUGCAUCCGCCGUUCAAUCUCCGCAACCCAACGGCUUUCACGACCGCGACGCUACUCCACGACACCACUCGCUACACGAAAGCCGACAUACAGAAGAUACCACGCCCACGCCCACGCCUCCACUACCACAACCUACUGCACGCCCUCCGUCAGGCGUGCCCGCUCACGUCAAGCGCUACUCACUAGUCGACCGACCUGUCACUUCACCAACCCCUCCUCCUUCCGUCGUCGUAGACGAGCCGACCUCACCGCCAAUCGAACAGGCCUCAUCGCAGAUAGAGUCGCCCCAGAUCAAUGGCGAUAACGAGCUUCCUCCCUCGGAUUCGCAGACACUUGCUGCAGAGCCUGGCGUGCAGACCUCCUUGGCCGCGCUUCGAGAUCGCACGACACUCGAGCGGCGGGCAUCCAAGCGUUUCUCGUCCUACAACUUCGCGAAGAUGGUUGGUGGAGGCUCACUCCGCGAACGACCGUCCGGCUCUGGGAGCAACACGCCAAAUCGACGGUCAUUGGCCGUCUCGAGCGCGCUCAGCCCCGGCGACCUGGCUGUGCUCACGGAGGCUGAGGAAGAGGGGAUAAGCGCCGUUACCUCGUCCCCCGCCAGGAGAGCAAGAAGCAAAGGCCCUCGCCAGCCUUCAAGGAAUCCGAGCCCGAUCGCAGAAGAGGAGGAGGCUCCCCCUGUGCCCGCACUCCCACUCAAAGAGCCAACGGUUCAGCCGGGUGUACCACCCGUCCCGAUAUCCGCUCCGACCUCAGAACCCGAGCCUGUAGAAACAUCGCCGACGAUGCUGACGGUGUUCCUGCAGGUGGGGCGAGAGGUCAAGAAGGCGACGAUCGAGCCAGGCAUGACGCAGUCGAGCUUGAAGCUGCUCUUCGUCGACAAAUUUUCGUACAACCCUGGGCAGGAGAAUUUCCCUGCGAUCUAUAUUCGGGACCCUAGCAGUGGUGUGCAGUAUGAACUUGAGGACAUGGACGAGAUCAAGGACCGGUGCUUGCUGUCGCUGAACAUCGAACCUCUGGACCAGAUCAAACAACACAUUGACGUACAGAUCGCCUCGCUCGCACAAGAGAUGAAGGAUCUCCGAGCUGCCGUGUCUACGAAUAGGCGGACAUCCAUGCCACCUCCCAUGAUCAUCGCCCAGCCGCUCGCUGAGAGCACCCCUGCAACUGCGCGACCGAGCGAUUACCAGUUCCGCAAGGUCGCCCGGCGACUGUCGCGGCUGCUACCUGACGACGGUCCACUCUUCGAAGAGGAGUCGACACCCCUGGCGGCGCAAAUCACAGGCGCCUCAAUCCAGCCACAGAUGACGGGCGCCUCGGUCACGUCCGAGUACACGAACCGUGUCGUGACCGAUCUGAAGACGCAGUUCGACGAGGUACAGAAUCUGCGGCGUGACCUCGGCAUCAUGCGACAGCUGUACAGCGAGUUCAUGAAGCAAACAAAGGAGUCCCUCGGUACACUCCGUACGCAGACUCAGAACGUCCGGCAGCUGGCAUCCAACAAGGUCGGCGGCGCGCGGCAGUACAUCGACGACGGGAAGACCAAGCUCGACUCGCGCAGCCAGAACGUGCUCACGAAGAUGGAGGAGUUGCAGGACACUGUCGAGAACAUCAAGGACGAUGUGAUCAAGCGAUCCGUCUCGCCGAAGCCGUUCGUGCUCAAGAACGUCAAGGGCGACGUGGAGGCGGUCGCGGCGGAGCUACAGAGCCUCAAGGAGCACAUCCAGACCGUCAAGCCGAUGUGGAAGAAGACGUGGGAGGAGGAGCUACAGAACAUUGUCGAGGAGCAACAGUUCCUCCAGCACCAGGAGGAGUUCCUCAGUGAUCUUCUCGAGGACCACAAGGCUGUCAUCGAAGUGUGGGGCCACGUCGAGAAGAUCAUCUCGUUGCGGGGAAAUGCGUCGGCAAGAGCCAGUCGCUCGAGGGGCUUCAAGCUACCACCGCCGGACGAGGGGCACACGGGUCUAAGCACUGUCAUGCUUGAGAUUCGCGGUGCAGCUGCCGACCCGGAGCGGAGACUGAAGGCGAUCGCGGCGACGGAGAAGGCGCGUGAGAAGGAACUGGCCAGCCGGUCUGACGAGUUCCAGAAUGAGCUGAGCGGGUUCGUGGAUGGCAAGAGGCUGAAGAAGACGGGUGGCGCGGAGGAGGUGGAGAGGGUGCGGCAACGGCGGAACGAGCAAACGUUGAAGGCCAUGUUCACGGGCGGGUCUCUCGCGCCCUCGAAUGGUUCUGGCGUGUCUUCGGGGCCAGCUUCGCCCCUCUCGCCAUGA
Molecule: messenger RNA, 2985 nt
Organism: Rhodofomes roseus
Lineage: Eukaryota; Fungi; Basidiomycota; Agaricomycetes; Polyporales; Fomitopsidaceae
Product: actin interacting protein 3-domain-containing protein
Exons: 3
Coding region: 1-2985 (994 amino acids)
Biological process (GO): establishment of cell polarity
Cellular component (GO): cytoplasm; cell tip
Molecular function (GO): cytoskeletal regulatory protein binding
Source: RefSeq, a predicted model, not a curated record